This is a messenger RNA of Aspergillus alliaceus, 384 nucleotides long. RefSeq lists its product as uncharacterized. The transcript has 2 exons. Lineage: Eukaryota; Fungi; Ascomycota; Eurotiomycetes; Eurotiales; Aspergillaceae. The record is from RefSeq and is a predicted model, not a curated record. The coding region runs from base 1 to 384 and encodes 127 amino acids.
AUGGCUGAUUGGGGUUAUCAGUUCUGGAGUGCAUGGGCCGCUGACCCGCUGAAUAACUGGCUCGGCAGACGAGGGACUAACUUCGUAACUGGGUUAUUGUACGUUGCGAGCUUUCCAGCUAAGAGACCAAACAGUGCUAACCAUGGUGGAAAACCGUGUAUUCCCCGUUCUGGCGCAGGCUUUUACCCAGAACAGCUGGGGACGCAUGCUAUGCCGUUUGUAUAUGGGCUUUACGUAAGUGUUACCGUACCGGUUCUUUCGAUAUCACGGCUCUUCACUAAAGGAAAUUACCCGGCAAUGGGUGCUAAGAUCUCGACUACCCCGGUCUUUAGUGCGGAAGUUAGUCCAGCCUCAAUUCGUGGAGGUCUUGUCACUGACUUCUAA